Molecule: messenger RNA, 1518 nt
Organism: Megalops cyprinoides (Indo-Pacific tarpon)
Lineage: Eukaryota; Metazoa; Chordata; Actinopteri; Elopiformes; Megalopidae
Exons: 7
Coding region: 1-1518 (505 amino acids)
Biological process (GO): transmembrane transport
Cellular component (GO): membrane
Molecular function (GO): transmembrane transporter activity
Source: RefSeq, a predicted model, not a curated record
AUGUCGGGGUGGAGAGAGAGGCUCCGCGCAGUGUUCACUGUGGAGCCGGUUAUUUUCUUCUACAUGACGAGCACUUUCAUUAUGACGCCGGCGUCUCAGCAGCUGAUUAUUACCAAGGUGUGCAACGAGCUGUACGCCAGUAGGAACAUUUGCAACAAUCCAGAACAUCACAAGGAGGAUGAGGACAUCCAACGGCAGUCUUCCUACGUUCUGCUGAUGUAUGCGGGCACGCUGAGCUUGGUGUCCAUCCCCCCGGCGAUCCUGCUGGGCUCUUGGUCGGACCGGGCCGGACGCAAGUUCGGGAUGGUCUUACCGAGUCUGCUGUCUCUGGUGGGAGGCGGCGUGUUCAUCGCCAUGACGCUGGUGGAGAGUGCAAGCGCUUACUGGUCCGUCGCCGCGGCUGCGGUGACGGGCGUCUCGGGGGGUUACGUGUCAGUGUUCCUCAGCUGCUUCAGCUACCUGGCCGACGUGACGGACAGCAACAGCCGCACCCGGCGGAUGGCGGUCGCCGAGGCCAUGAUCUUCAUUGGUGGGAUGGUCGGUUUCCUCCUGAGCGGGGUCCUCCUCCAGAGGUUUGGGUUUGUGGUGGCGUUCGGGGCGUUCUGUGCCUGCCACAUCCUCGCUCUCCUGUACAUCUCUCUGUGGCUCCGGGACCCCGGGCAGGUCAGCAGCCGCCUGCCAGCCACACCCUCUGAGGUAGACGCAGGGUUGGGUAACACCCAGCUCAAAGCCUCCAUCCUGUCGUACGUCCGGCUGUCGUUCAGGGCAGUGUUCAGGGACAGACCCGGGCAGGAGAGACUGAAGCUCCAUUUCCUUAUCCUCUGCACUUUCCUGAACAACCUCAUUGCUGUAGGGGAUCAGUCUAUCCUGCUCCUCUUUCUGAUGUAUGAACCACGAGAAUUCACCACAGAGAUGUAUGGUGUCUUCAACUCGACGAGAAUGUUGUUGUUAGGCUUUUCCUUGAUGGGGCUCUUCCCCUUGAUGCUGCGAUGCAUUGGAGAGAUGACCUUAGCCAAAAUGAGUGCCCUGCUGAGAGCGGCUUCCUAUGUACUUCUGGCCUUUUCCAUGAACACGUGGAUGGUGUUUCUGGUGGCUGUGGUGGGAGCCCCUUCUGGGAUAACGCAGGCCGUCAUUCGUUCCCUGUCCUCUGCCGUGGUUGAUCCAAACGAGCAAGGUGCCAUGUUUUCCUUUAUGGCGUCAAUGGAGGCGUUGUGCAUUCUCGUCGCAGCUACGAUAUUCAACGGCAUGUAUCCUUUGACCCUGGCGACAUUCCCGGGGAUGGCCUUCAUCGUCAUGGCCGGUUUCUCCUUCAUUGUCACGGUGUUCAUGCAGUCCUGCCACGCCCUAGUUUUCCAAGUCGUGCUGUCCCUCGAGCUGAUGCGAAGAAGGCCUGAAGGAACAAUUCACUUUGCUGGCCCUUUCAAAGCGGGGCCUGACCUUCCCAGCACCGUGUAUGAGUACCUCCACUCUGAUUGGGCCGCAAUUGUCAAACCCUUAGAGGGCAAGGAAUUAUUUUGA